UUUGAUUUUUAAAUUAUUCUUUCAUUCUCACGAGAUGGAGAAAGCAAUUAUUUUAUUGUUGAAAGAGAUUUACUAUCCAUUUCUUGCAGUUAUCGGUCUACCUGUGAACUUGAUAGCAAUUGUGAUACUUUCCCGUGGAAACUGUGGGCUUUCCAGAUGUAUCUCUUUAUACAUGCUGGCUAUGGCAACAGCCGAUCUACUGGUCAUAAUUAUCAAUGUAAUGGUUUAUCAUAUUUUUAGUUAUAACUUUCCUUUUUCAUUUCUAUACCAUACUUCUGUGUGUAAAUUAAUUCUUUAUCUUACUGCUGUCACACUAGAUUUGUCCACUUGGUUCACUAUUUUCUUCACAUUUGAUCGAUUUGCUCUUAUCUGCUGCCAGAAGUUUAAGGGAAGAUACUGUAAUGAAAGAACUGCAGUUGUGCUUAUAACAUUUUUCCCUUUAUUGACCAUAUUCAAGAACAUCCCGUUUUUCUUUGCUUAUAAUCACAAGAAAAUAAUCAACAAGGUGCAUUGGGGGUGCCAGCCGAGUGGAGCUUUCUUUUCUUCAUCUAUUGGAGUAGCGUUCUUCUGGUUUCACACAGCUUGGGGAGUUUGGCUUCCUUUUACUUUAAUUGCCUUGUUUAAUUGUUUGACAAUCAGGCAUAUUUCGUUGGCAAAUGGAGCCCGAAGGAAACUCAAGUCUAACAUAACUGAGAAAAAAUAUGAUGCAGAGAUAGAGAAUCGAAGGAAGUCCAUCACAUUAUUAUUCACUGUAUCAAGCAGCUUCUUACUGCUGUGGCUGCCAGCUGUCAUUAGCUUGAAAACCACCAGAAUAAUAAACGUCAAUUCUUACCAAGGAGACCGCACAAACCCUGGAUAUAUCGCCACCGAAAUUGGAACUAUGUUGAAGUUUUUGAGUUCUUGCCCAAACACCUUUAUUUAUGCAGCUACUCAGAAGAAUUUCAGACAAGAGUUGAAAAAGGUGCUGAGAUGUCUCACUUUUUAGUGACUUUUGUUUUCAGGUGUUGAGUUUGCUUGUACGAAACAACGCAUGUCAGAUAGUCUGCACAAUUUCUGCAAAACAACCAAAGUGACUUCUUCCAUCCCCAGGAACCGCUUAGUGACUGAAAGAGUCAUUGCUACGUCAGGCACACACUAUUUCAUCCAACCAAACACUACUCCUGAAACAAAAGACAGCAUACACCACUUGCCGACUUUGAAUCCAAUUAUCCUGAAAUUAGAGAUUCUGAUCCUGAGAACAGCCUGCAGAUUCUAUGUACCAGACUAGAAGCCAUCAAAAUAUUUUAAGAAGACAGCCUAAAUUCUAACUUUUUCUUAUUUUAAAGAUAAACGUAAAGCUGUGUUAUAGUUGCAAUUUGACUUGUCUUUCGAGAGUUUUACAGAAGCUGGUGAAGUCCACAUUGAUAUCAUUGGGCUGCAGGGUUCCCAAGCGAAAUAUGAGUUGCUGUUCCUGCACCCUUCAGAUGGCAUCAUUGUGGCCCAUGAUGGACAUGUCAUCUAAAGAAUUGGAGGGGGAGUGGAAAUGGUUUGCGACUGGGAGGUGCAGUUGUUUAAUGCGAACCGAGUGGAGGUGUUCUGCAAAGCGGUCCCCAAGCCUCCGCUUUGUUUCCCCAAUGUAGAGGAAGCCACACCGGGUACAGUGGAUGCAGUAUACCACAUCGGCAGAUGUGCAGGUGAACCUCUGCUUAAUGUGGAAAGUCACAUUGGCAGACAUGCAGGUGAACUGUGAACUGUUCAGUCAGAUUUGGUUUCAGAACAAACUCUUAUUAAGUUUAAUUGAUUCAUUCCUGAUGUUGUCUGUUAGUCAGGUGUAAAUGCCUAAGCUUUGCCAUAACCGAUGGGGAUAUUAUUGUUCAAAUGUUGAAUGUGUUGAGAAAUGGAUAGGAGCAGCCAAUUCAACCCCUCAAGCCUGUAAUGCAAAUUGAACUAUCUCCUGAUUCAGUUCUUUAAAACAUCACCUGUCGGCUGUAAAGCCUGUCGCAAGGAUACUGUUUUUCCCAUUGCCAUGUCAGGAGAAUAUUGUGAAAACUGCAGAUGUAUCCGUUUGAGUGGAAAUACUGCCCCUCCCGUGUCCAGUUAUGGUAGCUCUCAAAGUAAAAAAAACACUCUUCCCUCCCUGCUGUGUGUUGUUUGUGAUAGCUAUUUUCCUGAAAGGACGUCUGGCGUGUGAUCUCAAUAUAAUUUCUCUGUCUUCUUUUUCAUUGCAAUAUUAAAUUUUAAAUUGACCUGGACGUAGAAAUCAUAUUUAUGUUCUCACCUCUGUUUGGCUGUGGAAAUGAAUGGACUGUUGACAAUCUGAUUCUUUUCACACUUCUCUAGGAUCUUGAGAGACUCCAAGUCUCCUCCUUGUCAACUCAGAACUGUAGCUAUUGUUUCCAAGUGACUUGCCCCCUUUUCUCAGUAAAACAAUCUAAGCCUUUUUGUUGAUUUUUUAUCAUUAAACUGCCUAUCAUGGAGAUUUCAGAACAAGUCUCCUGACCUCCUCCUUUUGCCCCAAAUUUAAAGACACAGUCCAAAAACGUCAUAAUCUUACAAACUACAUAAUUAUAACAGUAAUAAUACUCUCACAUAUUGAUUAUGAGCAGCGUUAAUGCUCCUGAAUUCAGAUAAUGCCAUCAAGUUCAAUAUGUAUCCAGUGAGAUGAAUUUGAUUAAGGAGCAAUUUAUUUCCCAAAUGCUAAGUUG
This is a messenger RNA of Stegostoma tigrinum, 2684 nucleotides long. Its product is annotated as probable G-protein coupled receptor 139. Gene Ontology annotation, biological process: G protein-coupled receptor signaling pathway. The transcript is spliced from 2 exons. Lineage: Eukaryota; Metazoa; Chordata; Chondrichthyes; Orectolobiformes; Stegostomatidae. Gene Ontology annotation, molecular function: G protein-coupled receptor activity. Gene Ontology annotation, cellular component: membrane. The record is from RefSeq and is a predicted model, not a curated record. Bases 35 to 985 code for a protein of 316 amino acids.